Pomacea canaliculata is the source of this 1709-nucleotide messenger RNA. RefSeq names its product U6 snRNA-associated Sm-like protein LSm3. The record is from RefSeq and is a predicted model, not a curated record. Gene Ontology annotation, molecular function: RNA binding. Bases 16 to 504 code for a protein of 162 amino acids. Gene Ontology annotation, biological process: mRNA splicing, via spliceosome; P-body assembly. The transcript has 6 exons. Gene Ontology annotation, cellular component: Lsm1-7-Pat1 complex; catalytic step 2 spliceosome; U6 snRNP. Lineage: Eukaryota; Metazoa; Mollusca; Gastropoda; Architaenioglossa; Ampullariidae.
UCGCCUGGACAGAGUAUGAGAUCGCUGACGACAUGGUUUGUUUUGAUGGGCGUGGCUAGAACUGUGUUGCCUCCGCCCUCUGCUGUACACAGAAGUCGCUGUCUCAUGGGGCACCAAGUCCUUCAAACCCAUCAGGAGCGGGAAGUAGAGGAACGUAAAAUAAAUCCUGACUCUGCACAAGAAACAACUAUGGCGGACGGCGAUGCGGACCAGGCUGUUCCGGCGCAAACGGUAGAAGAGCCGCUGGAUCUGAUACGCCUCAGCCUUGAUGAGCGUAUUUAUGUGAAGAUGAGGAAUGACAGAGAAUUGAAAGGGAGACUUCAUGCAUAUGAUCAACAUCUAAACAUGGUUCUUGGGGAUGUGGAAGAGACAGUCACUACAGUUGAGAUUGAUGAAGAGACUUAUGAAGAAAUCUACAAAUCGACAAAAAGAAACAUCCCUAUGUUGUUUGUGCGUGGAGAUGGAGUUAUUCUUGUCUCACCACCAAUGAGAACAGCAUCAUAAUCCAUGACAUCGGAUCAUCGUCUUGUUUCAUCAGUUGUUUGAUUACUAUAGCAUCACUCUCAUGAUGAUCACACUGUGUCCCAUGCUGUUAUGCCCUUAAAUGUGAAACAGUGGCAGUUCUGCUGCUGAUUUAAAAAAAAAAUUCUUUUUGGAAUUAUUCUUUCAUCAUUGAUUGUAAAGCAUUUCAUGCUCUUAAUGUACAUCGUAAUUUUUUUUAUUGCCCAUUUUCAGGUGUCUUUUGUAGGCCAAUGUUCAGUCAUUGGUAGAUCAAUGUGCAUUACUGAUAGUAGUCAAAAAUUAUUUCCAGUCAUAUAAUCUAACAUUUUAUCUAGAUUGGUUUUCAAGUCCCAAGGAUUUCAUUAAUUUCAGCAAAGUUCUUUUUUACCUGUUAUUUAUAGUACAAGAAGGAGAAUUUGUACAUCUUUGCAUUGAACAUUAUAGUUGCACAUAAAUCACAUGAAUUUGCUGCUGAGGUUAUGUGUAUGAAUUUUGUCACCAGAAUGAACCUAAAAUUCAUGUUAUUUCUAUGUUAAAUUUUGAAUUGGUGGUUACAAACCCCAUUUCAAUAAACUUUGACUGUUGGGGUCAUAGCUAAUUUCUGAGCAGCUUCUGUUCACCUCAGACUUUGUAAUAGUGUAAUGGGCUAGUUGCACAAGACAUUUCUAAAUUUAAUCUUGUUUUCUUUUGCCAAUAUAAAAUUGGUUGAGACAUUGUGUUUUAACCAAGAAAAAAACUUGGAAAACUGUACUUAAAACACUGCUAAAAGGCUUAGGUAACAAACGUAAGCAGCCGGGGAGUGAUUUUAAAAAAUCCUUUUCAUUUUACGUUUGUAAGUUUCUAUUUGCUUAUUUAUAAUUAUUUUAAGGUUUAGAAGUGGGUUGUGCAAUUAGCUCCAAGCUAUUAAAGAUUUGUAGGAGUGGCAAAAUGCGAAAAAAGAAAUUUUUGCAACAGGGUCUGUUUUCGGUUGAUUUAUAUUUCAUUUUUACAGGACAACAGUCAAACAGUCCAAUCUGAUCAAUAUGUUGUAGAUGCUAAACACUAACAUGAAACCAACUAUUUUGCCCAAGCAGCAAAGCCCCCAAAGUAAACAGUUACAGAGUUCCACUGAAUUCAUUGCACUUGCAAUGCACCUUGACCCCUUGUAAUCAUUAGUCAUCAUUUAUUUAUCAUCAGUUCAUGCUUGAAUAAAGUUGUCUGUCUUACAA